AUGACUACAGAGAAUAGAGAGAGCAAUAAUAGUCUGGAAGACGAAAUUGCAGCUGAAGAUAGGAUGGUCGAUGCAGGUGUGGCUAGCCAAAAUAAACGCCGCAAGAACAAAGAGGAGAGGGAGGAGAGGGAGAGGCAGGAAGAGGAAGACCGGAAAGCAGCGGCAAUCCAACAGUCCUUGGAUGCUGCUGUUUCUAGCAAGCAGAGACGGAAGAAGCGUUGA
Cadophora gregata is the source of this 222-nucleotide messenger RNA. RefSeq lists its product as uncharacterized. Bases 1 to 222 code for a protein of 73 amino acids. The record is from RefSeq and is a predicted model, not a curated record. NCBI's taxonomy places the organism in Eukaryota, Fungi, Ascomycota, Leotiomycetes, Helotiales, Ploettnerulaceae. The transcript has a single exon.